AUGGAGGCAGCGAUCUGGGCUGGCAAGUCUAUUGAAGAGAUGAUCAAAGGAAGAGCCGUCAACAAAGUUGAGGUUGGCGAAAAGAGAAAGUUUGAGGGAUCUGCAAGGUCCAAUAAGAAAAUCAAGUCUGGUUCAAGGAAGUUUGGAGGAGGAGGAAGCAAAGCUAAGUGUUGUGAGAUGUGGAAAAAGAAACACUUCGAGAAAUGUAGCGAGGAGGUGACCUGCUACAGAUGCGGAAAGACAUGGCAUUACGCCAACGAGUGCACCACAAACAAAAGGGUGUGCUAUGGUUAUAACGAGGAAGGGCACAUUUCGAAAUACUUCCCGAAGAAAAAGGAGGUAGCAGAGCCCAAUGUUCCGCCAAAGCCGAAGCCAAGAGCAUUUCAAAUGACCAUGGAAGCCAAAAAGGAUGUUGCAGAUGUCGCUUCAGGUACCUUUCUUGUAAAUGGAUUGGCUGUCAAUAUACUGUUUGAUUCGGGAGCAAAUUACUCCUUUGUAUCACAUAGAUUUGGUGGAAGACUAGCAGUGCUUAUAGAAAAACUUGAGAAUGCUCUAGUGGUAGAAGUUGUUAGUGGCAAAUUCAUACCUGUUAGCGAUUACAUUAAGAACGUCGUCAUCGACUUAAACGGAAACGAAUUCCAUAAAGAGUUGUUAACCAUUGAGUUGAAUGGUUUUGUCAUCAUUCUGGGAAUGGAUUGGCUUAGCGCCAUUGAUGCCGAAAUACUAUGCAAGAAAAAGAUAGUAAGAGUAAACCCACUAGGGAAAGAGUCAUUUAUGGUGUACGAGGACAAAUGCAAAGUGAAUUCUGAAAUCAUUUCCCUAAAAUCCAGAUAA
Lactuca sativa (garden lettuce) is the source of this 834-nucleotide messenger RNA. Lineage: Eukaryota; Viridiplantae; Streptophyta; Magnoliopsida; Asterales; Asteraceae. The record is from RefSeq and is a predicted model, not a curated record.